Messenger RNA from Salvelinus namaycush (lake trout), 2505 nucleotides. RefSeq names its product SLIT and NTRK-like protein 4. Gene Ontology annotation, cellular component: glutamatergic synapse; membrane. Gene Ontology annotation, biological process: axonogenesis; regulation of presynapse assembly; positive regulation of synapse assembly. The transcript has a single exon. The coding region runs from base 1 to 2505 and encodes 834 amino acids. Lineage: Eukaryota; Metazoa; Chordata; Actinopteri; Salmoniformes; Salmonidae. The record is from RefSeq and is a predicted model, not a curated record. Gene Ontology annotation, molecular function: protein binding.
AUGCUGCUUCUAGUUCUUUUGGCCUUUUCCGUAUCGAAUACGUUUUCUGACUUGGAUUCUGACCUCUCAGCGGAGACUUGCAGCGCCUGUUCUUGCAUGUCCAUCGAGAAUGUCCUCUAUGUGAACUGUGAGAAAAUAACUGUGUACAGACCUACUCAGCUGCUGCCCCCGGUCUCUAGCCUCUAUCAUUUGAAUUUCCAAAAUAACCUAUUGAUCGUCCUUUACCCCAAUUCCUUUCUCAAUUUCACACACGCAGUCUCUCUUCAACUGGGAAACAACAAAUUACAGAACAUCGAGGGAGGGGCCUUUUAUGGCCUUAGUUCAUUGAAACAGCUGCACUUAAAUAACAAUGAAUUAAAAGUGCUCCGAGCUGACACUUUCUAUGGGAUCGAAAACUUGGAAUACCUCCAGGCUGACUACAAUUUGAUCAAGUAUGUUGAAAAAGGAUCCUUCAACAAAUUGCAUAGGCUGAAAGUUCUCAUCCUAAAUGACAAUCUCGUCCAGAUCCUUCCUGAUAAUAUUUUUCGCUUUGCCUCCCUUACUCAUUUGGAUAUAAGAGGAAACAGGAUUCAGAAGCUACCAUAUCUUGGAGUUUUGGAACACAUUGGACGUAUAGUGGAAUUGCAGCUCGAUGACAACCCAUGGAAUUGCACUUGUGAUUUGUUACCCUUGAAAGCUUGGUUGGAGAACAUGCCCUAUAACAUUUUUAUUGGGGAGGCUAUAUGUGAAACCCCUAGUGACCUGUAUGGAAGCCUGUUGAAAGAAACAAACAAACAGGAACUGUGUCCCAUGGGAACAGGUAGUGACUUUGACGUAAGGAUGCCCCCUUCACAGCCAGAUAAUGGCCAAACAACAUCCGACACUGCACCCACUACGAUACCCCCCAUAGCCACAAAAGAUCCCAAAACAACAAACCCAUCUAAAAUGUAUGGUAACGGGAUUGUUGGUUUACCUGGUUUGAAUAAACAUAUUCCAAUUAUGUCCUAUCAAACAAGAACCCCACCUCUCUCCUGCCCACAGCCUUGCACAUGCAAAGCUCAUCCCUCAGACUUUGGCAUUGGUGUGAGUUGCCAAGAGAGAAGUAUACACAAUCUAGCAGAUCUCAUUCCCAAACCACCAAAUGCCAAGAAGCUACACCUAAGUGGUAAUUAUAUACAAGAUAUCAGUCCAGUUGAUUUCCAAGGUUUUGAGGGUUUAGAUUUAUUACAUUUGGGAAGCAAUCAAAUAGUCACAGUUCAAAAAGGUGUCUUUGCAAAUCUGACCAACCUCCGUAGGCUUUAUCUCAAUGGGAACCAACUAGAGCAGCUGCAUCCUGAGAUGUUCAUUGGGCUCAGUAACCUCCAAUACUUGUACUUGGAAUACAAUGCCAUAAAAGAGGUGUUAGCAGAGACCUUUGACUCCAUGCCAAAUCUGCAGUUGUUGUAUCUGAACAAUAAUGUGCUAAGGAGCCUCCCUGCCUAUAUCUUUGCUAGCGUUUCCUUGGCUAGGCUAAAUCUUAAGAACAACCAUUUCAUGACUCUGCCUGUGAGUGGCGUCCUAGACCAGCUGAGGUCUCUCACUCAGAUUGAUCUGGAAGGCAAUCCAUGGGAAUGCUCCUGUGAUUUAGUGGCUCUGAAACUUUGGCUGGAGAAGCUGAAUGACGGAGUGGCUGCGAAAGAGAUCAAAUGCGCAUCCCCAGUGCAGUUUUCCAAUAUAGAGUUAAGGCUGCUGAAAAAUGAGGUCCUAUGCCCCAAACUCAUAGCUAGAUCCCCUUUCAUCCUGACCAGUGCUAUUCCGGUGGUGAACUCCUUGUCCCCAGCAGGGGUGGGCAAGGCCCCUCCGGGAGGUCCAGUUCCCCUAUCCAUCAUGAUCCUCAGUAUCCUGGUGGUGCUCAUCCUCACAGUAUUUGUUGCUUUUUGCCUCUUGGUGUUUGUGCUCAGGCGCAAUAAAAAGCCACCUGGACGCCAGGAGGGCAUGGGAAAUCAGGAGUGUGGUUCCAUGCAACUCACGCUCAGAAGACACAACAAAUCUAGCAAGAAGGAUGACCUGGGAGGGGAGACGUUCAUCCCCCAAACUAUCGAGCAUAUGAGCAAGAGCCACACCUGUUCGAUUAGAGACUCUGAGUCAGGCUUUAGAUUUGCUGACUCCCAGAGACAGAAAAUAAUAAUGCGCAACAGCACUGACCAAGACAAGGACUCACUGUCCCCCCUGGACCCCCGAAAUAAAAGACUGAGCACCAUUGAUGAGCUGGAUGAGUUCCUGCCGAGAGAAUCCAACAUGUUCAUUCAAAACUUUUUAGACAGUAAAAGGCUGGAUUUCAACAGUAUAGGGGUGAGUGGGUUUGAGAUCCGUUACCCAGAGAAACCACAUGACAAAAAUAUGAAAAAGUCAGUAAUAGGGGGAAACCAUAGUAAGAUAGUAGUGGAGCAAAGGAAAAAUGAGUAUUAUGAACUUAAAGCAAAACUUCAAGGUACACCUGACUACCUUCAGGUUCUGGAGGAACAGACUCAAAUGAGUAAAAUGUAG